Messenger RNA from Cynoglossus semilaevis (tongue sole), 530 nucleotides. RefSeq names its product histone H2A.Z-like. Gene Ontology annotation, molecular function: DNA binding; protein heterodimerization activity; structural constituent of chromatin. The record is from RefSeq and is a predicted model, not a curated record. Lineage: Eukaryota; Metazoa; Chordata; Actinopteri; Pleuronectiformes; Cynoglossidae. Bases 153 to 515 code for a protein of 120 amino acids. Gene Ontology annotation, cellular component: nucleosome. The transcript has 4 exons.
UGGUGUUCAGAUCCCAAAGUCCCGGAUGAAAAUGUGCUAUAUAUUAUCUAGAGCGGGAGGCGGGUUCCGUAUUCGAAGCUAGCAGUUCUUGCGCGGUAUUAUCUUGUUUGUUUUGGAGUUGCUGUCGUUAAAAUUGACCAGUAGUAUUAAACAUGGCUGGUGGCAAAGCAGGAAAAGACUCUGGAAAGACCAAAACCAAGGCUAUUUCGCGCUCACAGAGAGCAGGGCUGCAGUUCCCCGUGGGUCGUAUCCACAGACAUCUGAAGUCAAGAACCACCAGCCACGGCAGAGUGGGAGCCACCGCGGCGGUAUACAGCGCCGCUAUCCUUGAAUACCUCACCGCUGAGGUGCUGGAGUUGGCAGGAAACGCCUCAAAGGAUCUGAAGGUAAAGCGUAUCACUCCUCGCCACUUGCAGCUGGCCAUCAGAGGAGAUGAGGAGUUGGACUCACUCAUUAAAGCUACUAUUGCUGGAGGAGGUACGUUUUAUUUAAUUCAUCGCAUUUCCUUAGUUUGAAUAUUAAAACAGCCA